AUGGGUCACCGGCAUGUAGGUCUGCUUAGCGGCUCCCGCUGGAGGUACUGGAGGCUCACUGCACGGGGCCUGUACUUGACACUCCAUAGUACCCAGCAGUCUUGUCAGGCUCAUCAAGUCAGGCUCAUCAUGUCAGGCUCAUCAUGUCAGGCUCAUCAAGUCAGGCUCAUCAAGUCAGGCUCAUCAUGUCAGGCUCAUCAUGUCAGGCUCAUCAUGUCAGGCUCAUCAAGUCAGGCUCAUCAUGUCAGGCUCAUCAAGUCAGGCUCAUCAUGUCAGGCUCAUCAUGUCAGGCUCAUCAUGUCAGGCUCAUCAAGUCAGGCUCAUCAAGUCAGGCUCAUCAAGUCAGGCUCAUCAAUCCCCGGCAGUACGCACACAAACAGCAAUGUGUACAGCACCAGACACAGCAUCUAG
Messenger RNA from Scylla paramamosain (green mud crab), 411 nucleotides. RefSeq lists its product as uncharacterized. The transcript has 2 exons. NCBI's taxonomy places the organism in Eukaryota, Metazoa, Arthropoda, Malacostraca, Decapoda, Portunidae. The record is from RefSeq and is a predicted model, not a curated record. The coding region runs from base 1 to 411 and encodes 136 amino acids.